AAUUAGCUCCGUUUAGAGAGGAUUCGCUACGACGCCAAAAGCUAGUGCACCGUCCCCCUCUUCCUGCGAGACGGUUGGUGCCUUAGCAAGUAAACCUAGCAACUAGGGAAUCGAAGAGUACUGGAGGACUUAGGAAGCCUUCUGCUCACAAGGAGCGGUUUUCAGCCUCCUGGGCAAGGGAACAGUCUCCUUCCUUGCCUGGGACUCUGGAACCAUUUCUUUUUGGUGAAAGUAAGAGGCAGCUUGGGAUCAAAAACCUUUCACGGAGAAAAAUCCCGACAUGCCCAUCCCAUGUGACAGAAGUUCCUGGACCAGGGAUUGAAUCCAAGCCAUAGCUGUGUCCUGUGCAGUAGCUGUGGCAAUGCUGGAUCCUUUAAACCACUGGUCGGGGCUAGAGAUCAAACCUGUGCCUCCGGAGCAACUUGAGCUGCUGCAGUUGGACUCUUAACCCACUGCUCCAUAGCAAAAACUCAUGAGAUUGCUGAAGCUAAAGGAGAUAUUUAAUUCUAAGUUUGGAUCCAUUCCCAAGUUUUAUGUUCGAGCACCAGGAAGAGUCAAUAUAAUAGGAGAGCACAUAGAUUAUUGUGGAUAUUCUGUUCUUCCGAUGGCUGUAGAACAAGAUAUGUUAAUAGCUGUGGAACCUGUGAAAACACACACUCUCCAGCUGGCCAAUACCAAUCCCUUGUAUCCGGACUUCAAUACUAGUGCUGAUAACAUCCAGAUUGACAAAACCAAGCCUCUCUGGCACAACUAUUUCCUAUGUGGAUUUAAAGGAAUUCAGGAACACUUUGGUCUUAGUAACCUGAUUGGAAUGAAUUGCUUGGUAGAUGGAAAUAUCCCACCUAGUUCUGGCCUUUCCAGCUCCAGUGCUUUGGUCUGUUGUGCUGGCUUGGUGACCCUUACCGUGCUGGGAAUGAACCUGUCCAAGGUGGAACUUGCGGAAAUCUGUGCCAAGAGCGAGCGCUACAUAGGCACUGAAGGUGGAGGGAUGGACCAGUCCAUAUCAUUUCUUGCAGAAGAAGGAACUGCCAAGUUGAUAGAAUUUAGUCCUCUGAGGGCAACUGAUGUGAAGCUUCCAAGUGGAGCAGUGUUUGUAAUUGCCAACAGCUGUGUGGAAAUGAACAAGGCAGCAACUUCUCAUUUCAAUAUCAGGGUGAUGGAGUGUCGGCUGGCUGCAAAGCUCCUGGCGAAGCACAGAAGCUUGCAGUGGGACAAAGUGCUGCGGCUGGAGGAGGUGCAGGCCAAACUCGGGGUCAGUUUGGAAGAAAUGCUGUUGAUCACAGAGGAUACGCUUCACCCUGAGCCCUAUAGCCCUGAGGAGGUCUGCCAGUGUCUGGGAAUCAGCCUGCAGGAACUCAAGACCCAAAUCCUGAGUCCAAACACUCAAGAUGUGCUCACCUUCAAACUUUACCAACGGGCAAAGCACGUGUACAGCGAGGCUGCGAGAGUGCUCCAGUUUAAGAAGAUAUGUGAAGAAGCACCUGACGACAUGGUCCAGCUGCUGGGGGAGUUGAUGAACCAGAGCCAUGUGAGCUGCCGAGACAUGUAUGAGUGUAGUUGCCCUGAGCUGGACCAGCUGGUGGACAUCUGUCGGAAAUUUGGGGCUCAAGGGUCACGACUCACUGGAGCAGGAUGGGGAGGCUGCACAGUAUCGAUAGUACUUGCUGACAAGUUGCCCAGCUUCUUAGCAAAUGUGCAUGAAGCUUAUUACCAGAAGAGCGGCCGAAGCUUAGCGCCUGAGAAGCAGAGUUUGUUUGCUACCAAGCCUGGAGGUGGAGCUUUGGUUUUCCUUGAGGCCUAAACAAUGUAAAAAAAUCUCCGAGAAACUAUUUAGAGCAUUUAGGAACUGGCAGGACUUCUUAUGCCACAGUAAAUCAAUCCCCUUUCUGUUUUGUAUUAUGAUGAACGGUUGCUAUUAUCAAGAUGUAUUUCCAAAGAAACGGCUAUGCUUCAUAACGAUUAUUUUUCCAUCUUAAAAUGUUUUCUACCAAUAAGAGCCAAAAUUAUGCUUGGACAGAUCUCCUCAGGAUGAUUUACUGAAAUUUACUGAUUUAAGAUUUUUAAAGACAAAUGGAUAAAGACCAUUAAUACUGACCUCAUAGAUUGUACUUGAAUUAAACACACUACUAUGAUUAAAUUGAUACAACCAAGUUUUAUGCAAUUUUCUUAAGUUUUUGGUUUCUCUUGGCAUUCUUCUUCCUCUAAGUUGUGGUCUUCUGUUGUUGUUAAUGAUGAUGAUAGUGAUGCUAGAAAUUCUCUCUCACCUUCAGCUUCAGUACGCUAUUAAGAUAAUACAUUAUCAAGAAUGUUAUAUACUUGAAUGUGACAUUCCCCCAUUAUUAAGAUGAGGAGGAUCACAUAACUUUUUUUUUUUUUCAUAAGAUGGAUUUAGGAACAAAAUCCCAGGCUCAUUUAGAUUUUUUUUUCUAACCAUAUGAUAUCCCGUAAACAACCAUUUCAAUUCUUUUGGCCCCACGCUUUCUCUAUCACAAUAGAGAACCUUAGACACUAGGUUCUUAUCUCUAUUCACACUGAAAUAGAGAAUUAUCUGGAUGUUAAUUCAAAUAAUUCAAUUUGUUCCUAAAAUGUACUUUCUUCCCACUGCAGCCUACCUUUUCUCAAAUAUCUCUCUAAUCUAGGAGGUAUGUUUACUGUUCUAGAAAAUCCCACCUGUGCCUUGCAUCCUUCAUUGUAUGUCUAGCUAGGUUUGUAUUUGUGGACCAAUGUAGGGCAGGUGUGCAGGCAUGCAGGUGAAUGUAUGAAAAGGCUUAGAGUGGGUUCUGGGAUUAGGAAAGGGUGUUGGUGGGUGCCUUAAAUGUUUGUCAAGAGUGGGGAAAAAAAAAAAAAGAGUGGGCAGAAAGUUUGGCUAUGUGGUGAUGGUAAAUGAAUGGUCCUCUCUCGUGGAUAGACUGCAAGAAGGUCUUCCUGAAUUAUAUGAAGAUUUAGACCAAAAAGCAUUUUGCUGAUAUAAUCAAAUAACUGAGAGAGCAGCAGUUGUAUAAAUUAUCCAGAAAAUUAUCACAAUUUUCUAUUAGUCUAUGAUUGUUUUUGCUUAUUAAUGUGAAGCUCAAAGAUUGGACAUCAUCAUCUUAAAUCUCAGUUUCAGGGAAGCUGAGGCAAAGCUGGUUAAAACCUUUCUCAAAAGGAACAGUCAUAUACAGUACUAGGAAAUUCAUUAUUCUAUUCUAAAAUAAACUUCUGGUGCAUUUUCAUUCUUAGCAGAAAGGAAAACACUUGAGAAAACAAGUCAAAUUUAUUAAUUUUGAGUUUUAAAAUUGAUUUAAAAUUAUAAUCCUUUGUUUUUAAUACUUUUCCAUUUUCCACAGAAGAUCUGUGGUUGUUAUAUAAUUAUUUGAAGAUGGCUAGAUUACUGUGAAAAAGAAAAAAGGCACUUGCCAUUGCUUUGCUAUUCUAUUUAAAUUUUUCACCAUGAGAUACCUUCUUUACAAAAUAGGUAAGUAAAAAUUUCUAGUGCCCACUCUGCUUUGGAGGACAUAGUUGUUUUCAACAGACUGUAUUUACCUCAAUGCCUGGCUUGAAGGGAAAAAAAAUUAUUUUACAAUGAAAACAUUACCAAGUGUUAUUCUAGAAAUGUAAGAUAAUGAACUUGUCUGGAAAAGAUGGGGCUAGAACCACGGGAAAAAAAUGCUUCGGGAAAAAAAAGCUUCAGGUAGAAGAUGGAAUUUGAGCAGGGCCCUAAAAGAUGAAUGGAAUUUGAAAGAUGGGGAGCAGGCUUUGCAGGUGAGCAAAGUCUAUGAUAAUGUGUUAACAGGAUGCAUUCAGAAGAUUUAGUGGGAGUGCAGGCUUUGCCUUGGGAUAUAUGGGGAAUAAGAUUGGCUGUAUUGGCUGGAGCCAGUUUUUGGAGAGCUCCAAGUCCAGCAUUUAGAUUAGGGGUUGCAGAGCAGCAGCUUUUAGGCCUGUCUGGUCUGCCGAUUUAAUUAGUUUGGCCUCCAUUCCUUCAGAGCCACAAUAAACUAGAGGUGAGGAAGUAGCUGCCUUGUUUUGGUGAGGCAUGGACUUGUCAGUGUGCUAUGGUUUCCACAGCUCUUGCAGUUUUCCUAAUACUUGGGCCAUUUACUACCUGCCAGCUGAGGUCACUUGCCCUUUACCAGCACAGUUCUCUUAUACUAAAUAAAUCUCUCUCUGUACUCAUGUCUCUAGCAGUAGUUGUUAAAGAGAGAUAAUGAAAAGUGGAAGAAUGUUUUUGUGUAUAAGUAAAGAAGAGUAUUAUUUCUUUAAUAUUAAACACCCAGGUUACUCCUUUCCAUUACUUUCUGGUUCAUAUAGGAAUCUGGUUAGAUUAUUUGACCCCCCCCCUUUUUUUUUUGAUAUUACACUAGUAGCUAAUGAAGAUAGCUCUCAAUUUUUACGUGGAAGCCUGACAUGCUGGAAAUAAAAAGCUCUCUCUUAUUCCUGACCUCAGUCCAACCUCCGGAUUUACACUGUUCUCCAUAUGGUCUUGCUUGUUGGAAGGGAAGAAGGACCUUUAAGUUAAGGAGGAGCAGAAGGCAAGGGGACAAAGCUGGAAAGAUGGGACCAUCUCCUUAUGUUCCUUUUAAUUGAGGGCAGAAUCAUUCAUCUACCACAGUAGUUGGAAUCUAAUACAUUUUUGUUGAAUUAUGAACGGCAAAUAAAAUAUGAUUUCAAACACCAAUACUUUUCUAUGAGUUUGAAAUUCUGACUGCACUUGGUUUUCAGUUGCAUGAAGUGCUAUUGGUUGGAACCAAGGGAUGGGGUAAUUGGCCUAAGGUUGAAACUAAUACACAAGACAGAGAUUGUCCUAAAUGUGUAUGUGGAUGAAUACAUAACAAGUGUGUGUUCUAUCCUGCCAUUGUAACUUGGAUGUGAAACCAUAUAUACCUUAUUAAAUAUUUUACAGUCUAUAUAAGAGAAAUUAGAUAGAGAAUUCUCAAUUAUUUUCAGAAAAGAAACAUACCAGUCUAUGUAGGAAAUUCUCAAAGUCAUUCUUAACUUCGUAAGUUUUCUUGGUAACCUUUGCUUGGAGUCUAAUCAUGAAAUAAAGAAAAUUUGUAACCAAA
Messenger RNA from Sus scrofa (pig), 5039 nucleotides. RefSeq names its product galactokinase 2 (gene GALK2). The record is from RefSeq and is a predicted model, not a curated record. Gene Ontology annotation, cellular component: cytoplasm; cytosol. Gene Ontology annotation, molecular function: ATP binding; galactokinase activity. Gene Ontology annotation, biological process: galactose metabolic process; carbohydrate phosphorylation. Lineage: Eukaryota; Metazoa; Chordata; Mammalia; Artiodactyla; Suidae.